Messenger RNA from Corticium candelabrum, 1550 nucleotides. RefSeq lists its product as uncharacterized. The transcript has 8 exons. The coding region runs from base 209 to 736 and encodes 175 amino acids. The record is from RefSeq and is a predicted model, not a curated record. NCBI's taxonomy places the organism in Eukaryota, Metazoa, Porifera, Homoscleromorpha, Homosclerophorida, Plakinidae.
GGGGUCAUGCCGUGUGCAGUGCGCACCCGUGCCGUGUGCAGUGCAGCCCGAUUUAGAGUUACGUAGUGUAAUCAUUGAUUUUGAUGCUUCUAGUCGUUUUCCCCGUAAGAUAGAACGGCUUGCUGUCUCUUUGAAGUACACCAUUCGUGUUAGCUAUGGCGCAUGCGCAAAUCAAAUAUCCUCGGUUCAGCCUACAACGUACUGCCAAAUGGACGCUACUCAGCUGGAUGAGAGAAUUAGAAUUUACUAUCAAGAGGGAAAACCUUUGAAGGUGAUUCUAGCGUAUUUGGCUGCGAAUCACGUUGUUCGGAGCAUGAGCUGGCUGAAGCGAAAGACUAGAGCUCUUGGUCUUCGAAGAAGAAACGGUAGCUGGGAUCUGCUAGUACUGUCUGACAUCUUGCAAGCAAUGCAGAUAGAAAUUGAGCGGUGUGGGAGAGGUGCUGGUUAUCGGUCUCUCUGGAAGAGAUUAAAGGAUUGUCAUGGGCUAGCAGUACGACGGGAUACCGUAAUGACAUUACUAUCAAUUAUGGAUCCGGAAGGAGCAAAAUCUAGGAAAGGUCGACGACUGAAGCGCAGAGUUUAUGUAAACAAGGGUCCAAAUUAUGUUUGGCAUACAGAUGGCUAUGACAAGUUUAGUUCUUUUGGGAUUUACAUACACGGUUGUAUUGAUGGGUAUGCUGUCUUUAAUUUUGUUUUGCUGUGUCAUCAAUUAGGUCACAUACUGACUUUGGACUGACAUUAAUUUUGUGUGUGCUUAUUUUGUUCUGUACAAAUCCUGUUGAAUAUAAUGUAGGUAUUCCAGAAAGAUCUCGUGGAUGAAGAUUUCCCCCACAAACAAGGAUCCAAGUGUUGUUGCUAAAUAUUUAAUAUAUAAUAUCUUGAUGUUGUUAGAGAUAUUGGAGGUAUGUCACUUACAUUUUUAUUGUGUGAAUACUUUCUUACUGGAACGUUUCUGUAGCACAACACUGUUACUAGUAUUUCUUAUGCUUAAUAAAUUUAUUGACAUAGUAGCAUUGUUUUGUAUUUGGUUACUUACAUCUGUUUAUUUUCUUUGAACAUGUUUGAGGUGUUUUAUAUAUACUAAUAUUUUAUGAUUUGCAUAGGAAUAAUGCAAACUAGUUGUUGUAAUGUUUCAUUUUUCUGGAUAGGAUGCCCUACAGUGCUUAGAUCUGAUCAUGGCACUGAGAAUUGUCAUCUAGCUACUGCACAAAUUACUUUUUGCUUCUAUGGUACUGAUGCUUUACCUGGUGACAGAAGCUUUCGUUAUGGAAAUCUACUACAAACACAAGAAUAGAAGGAUUAUGGUCCCAGCUGCGAACGCAAAUGACUGACAAGCGGAUACUAUUGUUUCAGCAACUGUCGGAAGAAGGCUGGAUAUACUCAAAUGAUAACACAAACAUGACAUGUUUUUGGUUUGUGUUCACUCAAGCUAUGGAGGCAGGGUUAGACUAUUUUACUCAUUGGUGGAAUACGCAUCACAUGCGAAAAACACACACAGCUAGCUGUCCUGGUGGAGUACCAGAAGAUAUUUUUGCUCUUCCUCAGCUUAC